Messenger RNA from Xylona heveae TC161, 1314 nucleotides. RefSeq lists its product as hypothetical. Gene Ontology annotation, molecular function: C-4 methylsterol oxidase activity; iron ion binding. The transcript has 2 exons. Gene Ontology annotation, biological process: ergosterol biosynthetic process. The record is from RefSeq and is a predicted model, not a curated record. Bases 291 to 1154 code for a protein of 287 amino acids. Lineage: Eukaryota; Fungi; Ascomycota; Xylonomycetes; Xylonales; Xylonaceae.
AGAGACAACGCUGACCGAAUGAUAUUAACAUUUUCUUUCUCUCUGUGCCCUUCAAGGCCAAAGACAAAGAGGUAGUAAAUCCAUAUAUCAAUACAUAGUAAAAGCCUUUUUUUUUUCCCUUCGCAAUGUUUUCAGAAAUAUACUCCAUCAUGAAUGUAAUCAUAUCUUUUCCCGCUCUCGCGUUCGUUCUGCUUUCCGUCUCAAGUACCUAUACGACUUCACUCAACGUCGUAUUUUUUUAUAUAACAUGGGCGACACUGAUAUGGUCGCACUCGCCCUUGUACAUUGAAAUGCUGGGCACAUUGCUCAUGCGACUAAUUUUCUACGUCCUCCCUUCUGCCAUCUUCCUCUUAUUCGAUUCUGCAGCCCCGACUCUGUCCGCCAGCGUUAAACAGUAUAAUGAGCUCGCGCUGCCUGCGCGAAAAGGUGGCUUUCGAGGUCGGCCUACGUGGUGGAAGGUCGCCGGGUUCUCUACUCUCAAUGUGUUACUUGGCCUUGCGCUUCAAUUCUCAAUCGAGUUCCUCUUUACCAAAAUAUUGCGCAUGUCUAGCGUUAUAAGAAUCAGCAUGGCGCUGCCAAUGCCUUGGCGUGUUGUUCGAGAUAUUGGCCUAGGGUUGUGCUUAAGAGAGAUAAUUCAAUACUAUGCACACCGUUUCAUACUUCACCCUUCGAGAGUCUCUCGAUAUACUGCGGCUAAUGAGCCGUGGCUGCAGUUGUCCAAAUGGCAUCAGAGCUGGCAACACAGCGUAUCAGUUCCGUAUUCCUUCUCCGCAAACUAUGACCACCCAGCCGCUUGGGCUAUAUGGCGGUGGCUGCCAGUCUUCCUCCCGGCCGUUUUCUUUCGCUUCCAUUUAUUAACUUGGUACAUUUAUAUCGCACUGGUCUCGCUCGACGAGGCAUUCACGUAUUCCGGUUAUACUGGACUACCUUCUUUCUUUAUCUGGAGGAGUAUCGCACGCAUGCAAGGCAAGCACUUGAUCAGCGGAGGCGCAGGUAACUAUGCUCCCAUUGGUAUCAUGGACUGGAUCCAUGACACAACCGUUGGAGAGGACAUUGUGGACAGGGCCAAAAGCGAGCUCAUGGCAGGGCAAAACAAUAGAACCGUACGUAGCAGAUCUCGUUCAAAAAACAGAAACCGCGCCGGAAGACACUAGUAUGUUCCAUAAUCUUUCAACAUGCUGUUUUGCCUCCAUUAUCGUAUGAUAAUAAACAUUUGACGAAAUGCAAGUCAGAAUACUCGCAAUUGGCGACAUUUCGCCGGCAGUGGCAGACGGAGAAGAUCCUGAGUUAGCACAAGGGUUUUGGCCGACUUUC